AUGGCUUUUAUCUUCUACUUAGAUUCUCCAAGUAUCAUGGAUAUUUCAAUAACCUCAGAGGCAGAAGAGAAAAAACCAAAUGUUAAUAACGUGCCAGACUAUGUCAGUGAUAUCCACACAUACCUUAGGGAAAUGGAGGUGAAGUGCAAGCCUAAAAUGGGUUACAUGAAGAAGCAACCUGAUAUUACAAACAACAUGCGGGCUAUUCUUGUGGACUGGCUGGUGGAAGUUGGAGAAGAAUACAAAUUACAGAACGAAACCCUGCACUUAGCUGUAAAUUACAUUGAUAGGUUUCUUUCUUCCAUGUCUGUUUUGAGAGGAAAACUUCAGCUUGUGGGUACUGCGGCUAUGCUGCUUGCAUCGAAGUUUGAAGAAAUCUACCCUCCUGAAGUAGCAGAGUUUGUCUACAUCACAGAUGACACCUACACCAAGAAGCAGGUUCUAAGAAUGGAGCACUUAAUUUUGAAGGUUUUGUCGUUUGACUUGGCAGCUCCAACAAUCAACCAGUUCCUCACUCAGUAUUUCCUGCAUGAGCAGACAAAUGCUAAAGUGGAGAGCCUGUCAAUGUACCUUGGGGAGCUGAGUCUGAUUGAUGCUGAUCCUUACCUGAAAUACUUGCCGUCAGUUAUUGCUGCUGCAGCGUUUCAUCUAGCAGGCUAUACGAUCACUGGACAAACUUGGCCUGAAUCCUUGUGCAAAGCAACAGGCUACUCCCUCGAAGACAUCAAGCCGUGCCUCCUGGACCUACACAAGACCUACCUCAAAGCAGCACAGCACACACAACAGUCCAUAAGGGAAAAGUACAAGAGUACAAAGUACCAUGGAGUAUCGCUUAUUGACCCACCAGAGACACUAAACUUAUUGUAA
Messenger RNA from Nestor notabilis (Kea), 867 nucleotides. RefSeq names its product cyclin A2 (gene CCNA2). Gene Ontology annotation, biological process: regulation of cyclin-dependent protein serine/threonine kinase activity; mitotic cell cycle phase transition. The record is from RefSeq and is a predicted model, not a curated record. Gene Ontology annotation, cellular component: nucleus; cytoplasm; cyclin A2-CDK2 complex. The transcript is spliced from 6 exons. Lineage: Eukaryota; Metazoa; Chordata; Aves; Psittaciformes; Psittacidae. Bases 1 to 867 code for a protein of 288 amino acids. Gene Ontology annotation, molecular function: cyclin-dependent protein serine/threonine kinase regulator activity.